Messenger RNA from Cuscuta epithymum, 5375 nucleotides. NCBI's taxonomy places the organism in Eukaryota, Viridiplantae, Streptophyta, Magnoliopsida, Solanales, Convolvulaceae. The record is from the annotation of a GenBank genome assembly.
UGUCAUUCGUUUUUGGCAGGUUUGUCAAUAUGUCCCUCUCCGAAAUUUGCCUGAGCUAAAGUGAAAACCGGCAACUUUAGGAGCUUAGAAAGCGAACUCCAUGGCUCAGAUUCUUCAGAAGCUCGAGGAGCUCGGAUCCAAGCUCGACUCUCUUCCCAGCACUAAAGAGUAUCUCGUCAAGCUCUUGAAGCAAGGUUCAACAUGCCUCUCUGACUUGGAUCAGUCACCCCCUAAAGCUGUUUUGGAAGCCAUGGAGCCUUUUCAAAAUGCUAUUGUACAAUCUGAACUUCUAAAACAUCAAGAUAGGGAGAUUAAGCUUCUUGUCUCUACCUGUAUUUGUGAAAUAAUGAGAAUUACAGCACCUGAAGCUCCUUACAGUGAUGAUGUUCUGAAGGAUAUCUUUUAUUUGAUCGUGAGCUCUUUCACCGGACUACAUGAUACAAAUAGUCCUUAUUUCGGUAGGAAAGUUGUAAUUUUAGAGACCCUGGCAAGAUACAGAUCAUGCGUCGUCAUGCUGGAUCUUGAAUGUGAUGAUCUUGUGAAUGAAAUGUUUAGUACUUUUUUCAGAGAAGCCAGGGAGGAGCACCCUGAAAACGUUUUAAAAUCAAUGAAAAAAAUCAUGACCGUACUCUUAGAAGAGAGUGAGGAUAUACGGCAGGAUCUUUUAGCUACUAUUUUAUCUGCUCUUGGACGUAACAAACAGAGUGUAAAAAAGGCUGGGAGGAAGCUUGCCGUGGAUUUGAUAGAACAAUGUGCAGGAAAACUUGAACCUGGCAUCAAGCAGUUUCUUAUAUCUUCAAUGUCUGGAGAAAGUAGACAACACGAUUUUCAAGUAGACUACCAUGAUAUCAUUUACAAUGUUUACUUCUGUGCCCCUCAAAUUCUAUCUGGAGUUGUCCCCUAUCUGACAGGGGAGCUUCUGACUGAUCAGCUGGAUAUGCGACUAAAAGUGGUUAGCUUACUUGGGGAUCUCUUUGCUAUGCCCAAAUGUGUAAUCAAUGAGGCUUUUCAAUCACUAUUUAUGGAAUUCAUAAAGAGGUUGACUGAUAGAACAGUUGAAGUUCGGAUGCGUGUCCUUGAAAAGGUUAAAGCUUGCUUGCUCUGUGAUCCAUUUAGAGCUGAAGCUCCUCAGAUUAUUUCUGCCUUAUGUGAGAGACUGCUAGAUUAUGAUGAAAAUGUUCGGAAGCAAGUAGUUGCUGUUCUCUGUGAUGUAGCAUGUUGUGCCUUAUCCUCCAUAGAUUCUGAAAGAAUCAAGCUUGUUGCUGAGAGACUUAGAGACAAAUCUUUCCUUGUGAAAAGAUAUACAAUGGAGAGGCUAGCUGAGGUAUACAGAAAUUAUUGUUUGAGCUUUUCCAAUGGCUUGCAUAAAAGCUUCGAAUAUGAUUGGAUCCCUGGGAAGAUCUUGAGGUGUUAUUAUGACAAGGACUUCAGAUCAGAUGCUGUUGAGCCUGUUCUAUGCCGUUCCUUGUUCCCCAGUGAAUUUUCUGUUAGAGACGCAGUUAAAAGUUGGGUUAGGGUCUUCUCAGGUUUUGACAAAAUUGAGGUCAAGUCUCUUGAAAAGAUGAUGGAACAAAAGCAAAGGUUACAACAAGAGAUGAGGAAGUAUCUUUCUUUAAGGCAGAUGACACAGGAUGGUGAUCCAGCUGAGCUCCAAAAGAAAGUUAUGUUAUGCUUCCGUGUUAUGUCUCAUUGUUUUACUGACACUGCAAAAGCAGAGGAAAACUUUCAUAUUCUUGAUCAGUUAAAAGAUGCCAACGUGUGGAAGAUUUUAGAACUUCUCCUUGAUCCUAACACCAUUUCUCUUCAUGCUUGUAAAUCACGGGAGGAGUUGCUUAAUAUCCUUGGUGAGAAGCAUCCGCUGUAUGACUUUCUGAGCAUUCUAUCCUUAAAAUGCUCGUACAUAAUGUUCAGCAAGGAGCAUGUGAGGGAAAUCCUUCUUGAGGUUGACAUCCAAAAGUCAGAUGGAAGUAACCAUAUGAUUCUAUCAUGCAUGACUCUACUUGUGAUUCUUGCACGUUUCUGUCCUCUCCUUCUUAAUGGCCUUGAGGAAGCCCUGAUACAUCUUCUCGAAGAUGACAAUGAGAUCAUUAAAGAAGGAGUUUUGCAUAUUUUGGCAAAAGCUGGUGGAUCUAUUCGCGAACAGUUAGGAGUUUCAUCAAGAUCAUUAGACCUUUUGCUUGAGAGGAUAUGUGUUGAGGGUAGUCGCAGGCAGGCGAAAUAUGCUGUACAUGCAUUGGCAUCAAUAACAGCGGACGAUGGUCUUAAGUCACUCUCUGUUUUAUACAAGCGGCUUGUUGAUAUGCUUGAGGAGAAGUCACAUUUGGAUGCUGUUCUGCAGUCUCUCGGAUGUAUAGCCCAAACGGCUAUGCCAGUCUUUGAGACAAGGGAAAGCGAGAUUGAACAGUUCAUAAAGAAAAAUAUGUUACAGUGCAAUCAAGCAUCAAUGGAUAAUGCGGAAGACUCUUGGGAAGAAAGGAGCGAGAUUUGCUUAUUGAAGAUUUAUGGCAUCAAAACAUUGGUAAAAAGCUAUUUGCCAGUAAAAGAUGCCCAUCUUCGUUCGGGGAUUGAUGACUUGAUAUUGAUUCUAAAAAACAUUCUCUGCUUUGGGGAAAUCUCGAAAGAAAUUCAAUCAAGCUCAGUGGAUAAGGCCCACUUAAAACUCGCUGCUGCAAAAGCUAUUCUUCGCAUUUCGAAACACUGGGAGCAUAAGAUUCCUGUAGAUAUCUUUUAUCUAACCCUGAGAACUUCAGAGGCCAACUUCCCUCAAGUAAAAAAGAUAUUUCUGAACAAAGUUCACCAGUACAUAAGGGACCGGCUUUUGGACCCCAAGUACUCAUGUGCCUUCUUUCUUGAGAUGAGGCCAGAGCUAGUGGAUAUUGAAGAGGUUAACAACAACCUAAGUGACAUCAUUCAGAUGUGUCAGCAAGGGAAAGCCCGCCAUCUGUCCUCUCAAUCUGAUGCAAAUGCUCCUAUGUGCUAUCCAGAAUAUAUUCUGCCAUAUUUGGUCCAUGCUCUUGCUCAUCAUCCAUCAUUUCCUAACAUUGAAGAAUGCAAAGAUGUUGAAGCAUUUAGAUCUUUUUAUAGGCAGUUGCAUCUAUUCCUCUCAAUGUUCAUGCAUGGGGAUGUUGGUAAAUCUCAAAUUAGCAAGGAUCAGGAGAAGGAAAGUAUUGCAGCAAUAAACUCUAUUUUUCAUAGCAUCAAGCAAUCACAAGAUGGCAUAGAUGCUACUAAAUCUAAGAACUUGUAUGGUAUUUGUGACAUCGGCCUUUCGAUCACAAAGCGUUGUGCCUCAACAAAAGAGGAUGUUCAAGAAUUAAACACACAAGUGUCACUACCUACAAUGCUAUUCAAACAACGUGAGGUGGAUGAAGGGAAUGACCCUACUCUGGUCAAGGAACAGACAUGGCUGGCUGAUGAGAGUGUCCUGCUCCAAUUUGAGUCGCUUAUGUGUGAAACUAGUGAAAAAGCCAAUGCAGAUGUUUCUGGAGAUGAUGAAAUUAAAGACUGUGAAAUAGAUGGAAGUGAGAUUCCUCUAGGGAAACUUAUGGAACAGAUAAGAUCUAAGGUGUCCAAGGCACGAAAAGCAUUAAAGAAGCAAUCCUCCCUUACUGAGGUGAAAAAUAAUGAUGUUGAUAUCUUGAAAAUGGUGAGGGAGAUCAAUUCAGAUAAUGCCGUCAGGUCUAUUAAGUUCGAACCAAGCAAUGGAUUUGAGUGUGUUGGAAAAGGAAAAACCAGUGAUAAGCAUAAGAGAAUGAAAACAGAUGUUAGCAAUGCAACAGAUGUUCAUGUCCCUAAAAGGUCAUCACCAUCUCCCACAUCAAAGGCUUCUGAGAAGCCUAAUAUGCAUCAUAAUGUGACCAUCUCAAACUCUAGUGAAAGAAGUGAAGACCUUAAUUCCAUUUCAGAAGAUAAGAUGUUGGAAGAAGAUACUAUUUCAGAAGAUAAUUUGUUGAAUUCUUCGAAAAGAAAACGUAAAGUUUCUGAUUUGCACCAUGAAGUUGGCACUAAGGACCACCAUGAUGAGAAAAAUUCUAAAAUGAAUAUUGCAACUGACUGGACAUGCAUUUCAAGUGAUUCCAAGCCAGUAUCUAUCAAGAAACAGAAGAAGAAAAACAUUUCUAGGCUGAUAAAGUGCACUUCAAAGGGUCGUGAAAGCCCAACCAUGGAUUUGAUUGGUUGCAGAAUACAAGUUUGGUGGCCCAUGGAUAAGAAGUUCUAUGAAGGAGUCAUAAAGUCGUUUGACACUCAAAAAAAGAAACAUGUGAUAUUAUACAAUGAUGGAGAUGUGGAAGUCCUUCGUUUGGACAAGGAACGCUGGGAACUUGUUGACUGUGGAGUAAAAAAGACUAUUAAGCAAUCAAAAUCAUCUAAUGGCGCUUGGUCCAAGGGAGGAUCUCAUGGUAAUAAAAAACAGAAGUCUUCUGAUGAGUCAGCGCAAAAGAAAGGAUCAGGCCAUAUGUCUACUUUGUCUCAAGUUAGAGGGAAGAGAAUCCCAAGAACGAAAUUGAAAUGUGGACAUUUGGAUUUAGAUAAAGGAAAACAAGAAGGAAACGUAGAACAAAGUGUAUCUGACCUCAAUCAGUCUGAGGACGAAAGCUCCGGUUCUGAUGAGCAACACAGGGACGAGGAGAAUGACUCAUCCACAUCUGAUGAACAUAAAGUGGAUGUACAGCCGGGCGCUCCCUGUGAUGUCUCAUCCACAUCUGAUGAACAAGAAACGUCUUCAUCAGACGAGGAGCGUGAAAGGGAUAGACCGGAUAUUCUGGACAGUCCAAUGGAAUCAGAGGAAGAUGUGGAAGCCACACCUGCUACAGAUGCAGAGUUUUCUGACAACGAGACUCUUAUUAUGUGGCAGCGUCGGGUGGUGUGGAAAUCGGCUGAACAGAAGCAGUGACAGGCUUUUAUGUUAAUUUUUAAUUAGCAAUGAGUUGAGCACACUCAGGGGCCAGGGCAGUCUCUCCCCCUUUGUAUCUUAGAAAGCUGCUACAAGGUUUUCAUCAUAAUAAUCACAAGCAGUGAAGUACAGAUGACAUCUAUAGCGAGCCGAGUGUAGCAUUUUUUAGGACAGCAAAUUACGGCUCUCAAAAUUUGUGCCUAGCCUUUUCUCUUGAACCCCUUGGUUCUUGUAGCCAUAAGACUCCCUUACACCACCUGUACAGCUCUAGUAUAGCUAAGAUAGCCAUAAUUUGCGCAGGAACUGACCUUUUGCUGUACUGUUUGCGCUUUUCUAGAGCUUUGUAUAUUUUCCAAACUCUAUGAAAGAAGUUAUUUUUGGCAUUUGUGUGUAAAUCAUUUAAAUCAUAGAUCUAUUAACCAUUGUAUUCUCUAUAUUUGUACCUUCGUUAAUUAAAUAAUUAAUUAUUAUCUGUUGAGCA